AUGUUAGCGAGCUAUAAUAAUAAUAAUAAUAAUAAUAAUAAUAAUAAUAAUAAUAAUAAUAAUAAUAAUAAUAAUUGUAACAGGUUGGGAUGCGUGCGUGCGUGGAGACUAAAAGAGGAUUCGGUUAGUGAGAUUGGAAACUGGGAGACCGAACUGAUCCCAGGAGUGAGGCAAGCUGGUCCCUUCGCCGCAACGCGACCCGCGAUCUUACGCGAGAGGAGUGGGGUGGGAAUGAGAGAAGAGACGGAGAGGCCUUGA
Gryllus bimaculatus (two-spotted cricket) is the source of this 258-nucleotide messenger RNA. NCBI's taxonomy places the organism in Eukaryota, Metazoa, Arthropoda, Insecta, Orthoptera, Gryllidae. The record is from the annotation of a GenBank genome assembly.